GCUGCGCGUCGCGGGCGGGGCCUCUGGGGCGGAGCGGCCACCAUCUUGGAACAGGAGGCGGAGCAGAGCCGACUGGGAGCGACCGAGCGGGCCGCCGCUGCCGCCAUGAACCCCGAAUAUGACUACCUGUUUAAGCUGCUUUUGAUUGGUGACUCGGGCGUGGGCAAGUCAUGCCUGCUCCUUCGGUUUGCUGAUGACACAUACACAGAGAGCUACAUCAGCACCAUCGGGGUGGACUUCAAGAUCCGAACCAUUGAGCUGGAUGGCAAAACCAUCAAACUUCAGAUCUGGGACACGGCUGGUCAGGAGCGGUUCCGGACCAUCACCUCCAGCUACUACCGGGGAGCUCAUGGCAUCAUUGUGGUGUAUGACGUCACCGACCAGGAAUCCUAUGCCAACGUGAAGCAGUGGCUACAGGAGAUCGACCGCUAUGCCAGCGAGAAUGUGAACAAGCUCCUGGUGGGCAACAAGAGUGACCUCACCACCAAGAAGGUGGUGGAUAACACCACAGCCAAGGAGUUUGCAGACUCUCUGGGCAUCCCCUUCCUGGAGACGAGUGCCAAGAACGCCACCAACGUUGAGCAGGCGUUCAUGACCAUGGCUGCUGAAAUAAAAAAGCGGAUGGGCCCGGGGGCUGCCACCGGGGGUGAGCGACCCAACCUCAAGAUCGACAGCACCCCUGUGAAGCCAGCUGGUGGCGGCUGUUGCUAGAAGGGGCGCGGGGGUGGGACAGGAGGGACACCUUCUCCAGAUGAUGCUCCUGGAGGGGGCAGGAGGUGCCUCCCUCUCCUGGGGUAUUUGAGUCUGUGGCUUUGGGGUGUCCUUGGCUCCUCAUCUCCCUCUGGCCCAUCUGCCUGCCACCCUGAGCCUCGGUUCUGCCAGGCCCCAAGGGAGGACACCCAGGACCUGGGGCUGGGGCGCGGUGGGCCCUGCUCUGCUGCUGCCUCUAGGUAACUUAAGAUACGCCACCACACACUUUUCUUUGGGAUGAGGGCCCUCUGUCUGUCUCCCUCCCCUGGCCCCCAUGUAUGCUGCAGUGGGUUUCUCUCCUUGUCCUUCUCCCCUGCCCAACCCUUCCCCACGAACUGAGGGCCUCCUGGCCUCUACUGCCCAGGCUGAAGUCAGUGCCCGGCGCCAGAAAUGGGACCGGGACCAGAACCUGGGAUCCAGGGUCCUAGGUCGGACCUCAGGACGGGCAUGGGGUUACAGGGGCCCAACAGCACCCCCUUUCCCCUCCUCCCUACCGCUCCUCCCACCCCUCCCACACUCACAGCUCCAGCUGUCCAGCCAGUGAGGUCUGAGCCCAUCUAGUGCAGGUGGGCGGGCAGCCGAGCUGGGCCUGUGUCUUGUGCCCAGAGGGAGCCCGCUCUUGCCACCCCCUGCCCUGCCAGAGCCAGGCCCAUGUGCUGCCUGCCCACCGUGCCCCUUUGUCCUCAAGGCAGGCGGAGGUGGAAGGCACACCUUGCCAGAGGCCCGGCACCAGCCUUAACCCUCACUCUGCCAGCACCUCCCUUUCCCUGAGGCAGCGCAGUGGCUUUCUCUCCCCUUCCUUGGAGCCUACAAGGGCAGGUCCUCAUCCUCUGUUGCUACUUCUCUGGGGAAUAUGGGUGCAACCCAGGGUUGGGGGUCUCUCUUCUCACCCCCUCCCACCCAGGAUCCUAGCCCCUGGCCCUCUGGCACAGCUUCUUCCUGCAAAAAAAACCUUUGUUCUCUACCUGACAAGCCAUGUCCCUUGUGCUGUCUCGCGCCUGUCCCACCUGUGCCCUGCCUUCCAGCUUGUAUUUAAGUCCCUGGGUUGCCUCUUAGGGUGCCCCCCUUCUCCCAGGUUCCCCUCUGGUCAUGUCAGGCAUUUUGCAAGGAAAAGCCACUUGGGGAAAAGACAGAAAGGACAAAAAAAUAAAUUUCCACUGGCCCUCCGGUGAGCCGAGGGUUUUUGCAAGGAA
Molecule: messenger RNA, 1943 nt
Organism: Myotis davidii
Lineage: Eukaryota; Metazoa; Chordata; Mammalia; Chiroptera; Vespertilionidae
Gene: RAB1B
Product: RAB1B, member RAS oncogene family
Exons: 6
Coding region: 106-711 (201 amino acids)
Molecular function (GO): GTP binding; GTPase activity
Source: RefSeq, a predicted model, not a curated record